Molecule: messenger RNA, 1519 nt
Organism: Diospyros lotus (date-plum)
Lineage: Eukaryota; Viridiplantae; Streptophyta; Magnoliopsida; Ericales; Ebenaceae
Exons: 5
Coding region: 66-1214 (382 amino acids)
Biological process (GO): cytoplasmic stress granule assembly; P-body assembly
Cellular component (GO): P-body; cytoplasmic stress granule
Molecular function (GO): ATP binding; mRNA binding
Source: RefSeq, a predicted model, not a curated record
CCCACACCACAUCGCAACAAAAACCGCCUCUUUGGCACAAUCACGAAUCAGGAUCACGAUCAGCAAUGGCCAAAGGCGACGACGCAGUGAGCAGGAAGAAGAAUAAACUGACCCGAAAGAAAAACAGGCAAAAGGACUCUUCUUCUUCACUCUCCAAUCGCGUGGCCGCCAUUGUCGCCGCCAAAAAGCGUCGACAGACCGGCAAACGCCGCCUCUGUCAGGGAAUGUGUUUUAGCCUGCCUACUCCCGAGGAUCCCUUUAAUGAGAGUCAUGGGAAAAUGGAUUCUAAAAUAAGGGAAACCAAGAAAGUUGUGCCUCCCAAAGUGGAACGUAGAGUGGCUUUUAGUGGUAAUGGUGUUGCAUCAAGAAUAGAAACUAAAUCAGAGCAGCGAGAGAACAGAGUGAUCAAGUUGAAGAAUUUGGAUAAUGAGCACAGAGUCUCACUCCCAUCCAUUGACAAUAUGGAGUUGAAAAAUGUUCUCAAGCCUGAAAAGGUGAGGAUACAGCUAAGACAGACUGGAGGUGACUGUGCUAAAGAUGAACAGGCCCUUAACCUUUCCGAUUGUCCAACCAAAUACCUAAUUCUAUGCUUGAAUGCUAUUCAAGAUGCAUCAAGGCAUGAUGGAUUCUUCAUUACUGAAGAGGACAAGCCUUUGUUUGCUGACUCUUGGGGAAUUGAGUUUUGGAAAUUUUUUUAUUCAGCUGGAAAUAACAUAAUGGAGAUAAGUGGCAUUUGUUCUACCAUAGAACAAAUAGCCUGGAUAGCUGCAACUGCUGCUGAUAGCAUUGCGAGAAAGGAGAAAGAAGGUUUAUCAGUGAUAACUCCAUUUCUUUUAUUUCUCGUACCUUCUCAAGAGAAAGCAAUUAAGGUACGAUCUGUUUGCAAACCUCUGAAACCACUUGGAAUACAUACUGUGAGUCUGCAUCUUGGUACCUCCCUGGAUCACCAAAUUCGUGGGCUAAAGAGUUGCGAGCCAGAGUUCCUUGUGUCUACCCCCGAGAGACUUCUGGAGCUCGUAUCUUUGAAGGCCAUCGAUCUAUCUGGAGUUUCCUUACUGGUUGUGGAUGGACUGGAAACGCACGUAAAAGUUGGCCAUCUCGACAUGGUCAAAUCCAUCAGGCGAUCCUUGGCGGCGAGCACCCGCACUGUGGUCUUCAAUGAUGGCUUGAGCAAUGCAAAUGCAGCAGCUGCAGCAGCCUCUCUGGGGGAUUGAUUGAGUGAGUGGUGGAUAGCCAUCAUGGGCAAUUGCCGCCAGUGAAGGUCGUCAAGGAAUGAAUGUGUGCAUGUUGGGGAAAAGCAAUGAAAUGCCAAAGUCUAUUUUUCUUCAAGGUGCAAACAGUGUGCACCAAAUACCAAGUGUAUCCAUAACCAUUGUUGGUUUGGCUUCUAUGUUCCUUCCCCACUUUAAAGCUCUGCAAAAAUCAGAGUCGUAGUUUUUAGGAAAUCAAAAUUGUUAUUUCUUGAAAAAAAAAAGAAAAGAAUAAUGCCAUGAGAUUAAUUAGGUCUUUGGGUAAACCU